AUGAGUGGAAUAUCAAAAUUACUUAAUAAUAUCAUUAAAACUAGCAUAGUGAUUUAAUAAUUUACAAUCAAACUACCCAACUUAAUUUAAUUAAUUUUUGGAUUUCUUGCUUAGCUUUAGAUGAUAAGUUAUUUAGAAUAACCUUGUUUUUCACCUUAAAAAUCUUUUACCAUAAUUUUAUACUUUACAAGACCUCAUAUUUAUAUUUUUACUUAAGGAAAUUAUGAAAUUUUCUUUAUAUCCUUUUUUCUUUUAAUUCAAAUACUAAUUAUAAUUUGGAUAUAUUACUGCAUUUCCUUAAAUGGAACACCAUACAAAAAUAUAAUCAAUGAAAUAUAAUUCGGUCAAAUGAACUAAAAUAAAACUUAGCUUAUUAUUUCAAUUAUCGCUUUAUUUUUGUUUUUUAAUAAAGUCUAUAUAGGCCAUAAUAUAAUAGAAUUUUGUAUGUUGCUACUUGCGUAAAAACAAUAGAAUCCAUUUUAUUUUAUUAUAAUCAGCAUCAUCUUAAGUCUAUAAAUAAGUAUAAUCUUAUUUAUUUAAUGGCAAUAUUUAAAUAGAAGCAUUAAAUUUAUACCAUCAUUGUAAUAUUUAACUAUCAAUCAAUCAUAUACAAAUAUAAUAAAUUUGUACUUAAAAUUACUUUAAAUAAUAAAUUAUACUUUUUUGGAAAAUAAUGAAUCUGCUAAAAUUGCUUAAGCAUUAUUAAUUAUCAUAAAUUUUAUGCAUAAAUUUUGGUAAAUUAGAUUUAACAAUAUUCAUAUGAGAAAUCAAUAUCUAUUUAUUAUAAUUAUAGUAGGCAGCCUUGGUUCAUUAAUGGCAUUUUUAUAAUUAUUGGAAUUAAUUUUUACUCCUCGUUUUACUAUAAGAUUAUGGAUUCCGUUAGCACCAAUUAGUUUGUUUAUUAUCAAAAAUUUAUUAGAUAGAAAUCUCCAUUAAAUGAUGAUCAAAAAUAAUUUCGAUGAAUUAAAAAUUAGUGAAUUGAAAUACAUUUCAUGCAUUAUUUAAAACGGUAUAGAUACUAAAUAGCUUUACAAUUAAAUCUUUCUUUUUUAAUAUAUUUAAAAUUUUUGUUAGAAAAAUGAAAUCUCAUUUUCCUAAGAAUAACAAUUUUCUUAAAAAAUGAUUGAAAUAAUAAAAUUUCAUAUACUUCAAUAAAUGUUAAGAUAAUUAGAAAAACUAUCAGAAAGAAUCAAAAACCCUUUUUAUUUAGUUUAGAUUUACAUAAAUUAUAUUUAAACAUUAAUUAUUUUAAAUAAGUAUGUUGAAGCCCAACAUAUUAUUGAAUAAUUGUUUAGAUAUAAAAGCAAUAUUCCUACAUUUUAGAGUUCAAGAACAUGUAAAUUAAUAAUAAGAUCUGAACUUGGAGAUUCAUAAUAAACAUUUUUAAAAAUAUUAGAAUAUAAAAUAAUAGCAAUGAUGUAAACUAAAAUGGUUCAGUAAAUAUCUAAAUCAAAAUCAAAUUAAUAAACAAUUUCUUUAGCUAUGAGAUAAUUAUCUAUUAUUAAUUCAAAUACUCUUGAUGUUUAAUCAAUGUUUAUAAAUGUAUCAAUUUUAAAAGUAGAAUUCUUUUAAUUUAUAAUAAAUGAUAAAAUCUAAUAGAAUUAAUUUAAUCGUAAGGUUUAAAAGAUUCUAAGAGAAAUGGAGAAUUUUCUUUAAAAAUUAAAAUAAAACUACAAUUUAUUUCCAAGUAUUUGUAAUAUUAAUUAAUAGCAAUAUCAAAUUAGAGUAUUUUGAUGAUAUAUUAAGUUGAAAUUUUGAAUAAUGUUUUAGAUGCAUAUAAUUUAAGUUAGACAAUAGCACUUGAUGAAGAUAUUAUAUUAAAACAUAAUCAAUCUGAAUUAUUUAACUUUUUUAAUUAAAGUUUUAAUUUUAUCUUAUUCAAGAUAAUUGAUGUAUAAAACAUUAUCAUUGAAUAUCAUUCAAUAACAUAGGGUUAAAAUUUCACAAUUAAAGAAGGUGAUUAAUUAUCAAACUUAAUACCAGUGUCAUUAAAAUACUAACAUUAGUUACUAAUUGAAAUCUUUUUAGAAACAGGAAAAAAUAGAUUUUUUUAACAGAUUGAUGAAACCUAUAUUAAGAUACGAUAAGGUAUUAUAUAACCAAUUGAUAUUUGUAUGGAUUUGAAUCAUCAGAAUUCAUAAAAUAUAGAAAUUACUACAGUAUAUAGAUUACCUUAAAGUGAUAAACAUAUGAUAUUUGUAGAUUCUAAUUUUCGACUUUAAGAAAUUAGUCAUAAUUUAUUUUAUUGUGGUUUAAAUCUAUCUGAAAGUUAUUUAGAUCAUAUUAUAGGUAUACAUAUAAAUAAAGUAAUUCCAUAAUUCAAAAAAUAUAUUGAUGAUAACAAUUAUGAUAUAAAGAUUUGUCCAAUAAAUUUUAUAAAUAGUCAAGAAGAUAUUGAAUAAAGAGGAAAAUCAAGAACAUUUAAUUGUCUUGAAGAAAUUGAAAAUAUCUCAUUAUAUUCAUGUCAUUUGUUGAUUUCUAAAAGAUUUUUUUAAGAAAAUCAAUAUAUAUUUGUUUUAAGAAUUGAUAACUUAAAACUAGAUAAAGUUAGUUCUUGUACAUAAUUUAAAUUCAUGCAAAAUUCUGAACCUAUCUAAGAUAUUGAUGAAUAAAUUGAAAUUAAUUUACCAGAUCCUGAAGAAGAAUUUUAAAAGCAAUAAAUUAUUUUAAAUACUGAACGUCAAUAAGAAUUUUAAAUAGAUUUAUUAUAAGAUAAAAAUGAUUUUUAGAUUAUAUAAGAAAAAAAAUAGACUGAAACUUCUUUUCUUCGUCUUAGUAAUAAAUAAAAUUAAAAAUUAGAAGAUUUUACAAAUCUAUCUAGUAUUGCUAAAAUAAAGAGAUCUCCCUAUUAUUAAAAAUUUAAAUAAGUUUCCUUUAUCCUUAAUUCAUAAAAUCAAUCUAAAAAUUAGAUUACAUUUAAUAUUCUUUAUUUAAUAUAUAUACUUGUAAUACUUAUUUUUUCAAUAACAAUUUUAGAUGAAACUUAUUAUUUUAGAAAAUUGAUAUCUCAUUUAGAUUUACUAUCAAUCAAGAAUGAAAUUUAUUUACCAAUUAACUCUUUUUUAGUCACAAGAUAUACUAUUGUAACAUAUAAUUCAUUACUAAGUCUUUAAGCAAUAGAUGAAAUUGAAUAUCAAUAAUUGAUUAAAUUUCCUAAAUCAAAUUUAUUAUCAGGAUAUGACCUUCUAAAAAAGAGUAUUACUAAAGUAUUAUCCAUAACUGAAUUUCAACCAUUCUUAUAAGAGAAUUAUUUAACACUCUCUUUAUACGUAAAGAAUAACACUGGAAUAAAUUAUAAUAUUAGCUUUAGAGAAUCAAUUCAUUUUCUAUUAAAUUAUUAAUAUGAAUAUAAAUUAGCUUAUACAGUUAAACCUUUAUAAACAGAUGGGCCUUAUUUUUAUUAUUCUUAUAAGAAUUUUCUAACAUUAUAUAAAAAGUUUGUUGAUCUUGAACAAUUUACUUUAGAAUAAACAUUAAUGUAUUCAAAUGAAAAGAUGAAUAUUAUAAGGCUUUACAUUACAUUAUUUGGAAUUAUAUCUUUUAUUUUGAUAUUUCUAAAAAUCUAUCAUUUAAAGAAAAUUAGAAAUAAUAAAAAUAAAAUAUUGACUAUAUUAAAAAAUUAAGAUUUACAUUAGGUUGAAUUGGAAAUAAUAAGAUUGAAAUAAAUAAUUUAAAAAAUGUAAAAUGAUAAAUAAAUAAUCUAUGGAUAUUCUAUUGAUUUAGAUAAUAUUGACAAAUCUAUGAAAAUAAAAUAAUAAAAUUUUAAAUAACGUUAAAUUAACAACAAAAAAUAAAUGGACUUAAAUAUAUUUAGAAAAUCAUUGAUAAUUAUAUUGCAUUAUCUAUUGUAUUUUUCUUUAAGUAUAAGUUUUUAUUUGAUUUCACAUAAUGAGAUAAUUUAUUAUUAAAAUGUGGCAAAAUUUUACUAAAAAAUAUCAGAUGCUAGUGUAAAUGUUUUAGUGUUAUAUGCUUGGAAAGAAGCAUUAUAUUUUAAAGCUACAUUUACAUUUUUUACAGCUUCUGAAAUAAAAGAUCUAUAUUAGCAUGUAGAAUAGAGUUUAGAUGGUUUAAAAGAAUUCAAUUUAAAUUUGCUUUAAUUUGAUUAAAUUGAUAAUUUAUUUGGAUCAUCUAAUUAAAUAAUAGAAAAAAUAAAUUAAAUAUCUGUUUGUGAUAAUUUAAGUGAAGUAUAAAUUUCAUAAUAUUAUUAUUAUAGGAUUAUAAGAUUAAAGCAUAAGAGAUUUGUAAUAAGGUUAUGUAGGGAGUAUUAAAAGGAGGUCUAGCUAAUGCAUUAAAUUAUGUGAUCAAUAGUAUCUCUAAUGAAUAUGCAUUCACUCAUUUUGAUAAUAGAUUAACAUUAGAAAAGUUAGAAUUAGAAGGUUCCACUUUAUUAUCAGAUGUUCUCUCUAAAUUUUCUGAAAUUAUAAAGAAUUAAAUUUAAUUCUAAACAAGCGAAUUAUAAUUUAUUGUUUAUGUAAAUUAUUAAUAAAUCCUAGAUAACUGUAUCAUUGUAUUUACUAUUUGA
Paramecium sonneborni is the source of this 4522-nucleotide messenger RNA. The record is from the annotation of a GenBank genome assembly. NCBI's taxonomy places the organism in Eukaryota, Ciliophora, Oligohymenophorea, Peniculida, Parameciidae.